Molecule: messenger RNA, 528 nt
Organism: Echinococcus granulosus
Lineage: Eukaryota; Metazoa; Platyhelminthes; Cestoda; Cyclophyllidea; Taeniidae
Exons: 5
Coding region: 1-528 (175 amino acids)
Source: RefSeq, a predicted model, not a curated record
AUGGAAUUGGAAUAUGGGUUGGUGAGUUGCAAGGCCACCACCGUGUUUGUGGUUGCUGUGGGUUGGUGCUGGCGCCUGCAUGGACGCGCCGCAGCCUCCACAUCUAGCGAUCAAAUCUGCAGGUUGGAAAGGACGUGCGAGUUACCAGACCGCGUCGUUGGAGGUACUACGAUGGCAGCGGAGCAUCAUCUGCGAGUAUUCCCCGGUUAUGGAACCGCUGUUUUAACCCUAAUUUGUUUUGCUUUAAUUGUUGGAGCCGCGAAGAAAUCCACAUCCGAUCUUGCUGAGAAGAGUUAUCGCUCAUCAGAUCAAAUGGGCUCGCAUGGUCACGGGGACUACCAAUCGAUGGGAGAGAAAAUAGGACACUCCCAUCAGGGUCAUAUGGGCCAAUUCUCAUCCGGAGGUCAAGGAUCCUACCAUGGUGUUCGCUUGACUGGGUGGCCCCUUCACUCCUCGCAAUCUGCACAUUCUCCGCGCUUUGGCUACGCUCACUGCCCCCCACCUCAAAUGCUCUCAUUCCAUCUGUGA